AUGCCUCGCAAAAACCAGUCACUCAUGUCUCCUAGAAUAACUAGAUCAUCUGCUCGACAAGCGGCAAAUAUCGCAGCUUCAUCGACACAAUCCGCUACAGGCGCCGAUCCCGCCGCGAACGCCCCUGCAACCGCGAGCUCCAGUCCUCAAAACCCUACCGCCUCUGCGUCACGGAAACGAAAGGCUCCAGCUCAACCACCCAGCCCUACUCCGGGAACGCAGCAAUCCUCGACCGCCUCGACCAGAAGAUCGAAGCGUCAGAAAGUUGCUGAGCCUCCUCCGCCACCUCAACUUUCUACACAAACACCUGCUCCUCCUCGUUCCAAGAGGAAAGACAAAGCAACCGCAGCCAUGUCGAGCCCAGACACCCCUUCGGGCCCAGCGAACACAUCAGAGAACACCGUUCCGUCAGGGUCCUCGAGCCGCAAAUCGAGCAGAAGCAAGAGAACCGCCCCGAGUGCAACAGAUCCGUCUGCCAACACAUCAGGCUCUUCUCGUCGGACAAAACGAAACGCUACGAACAACGCCGAUCAAGAUACUGCGAUGACGGGCACAGACGAGGCAGAGAAGGAAGGAAUCCCCCCUCCACCGCCACCACCCCCCGAACAUAACGACGACGAUGAAGAUAGUGACGACAAUGACGACGACGAUGAUGCUCGGAGGUACGACGACGACGAUGAUGCUCGGAGGUACGACGACGACGAUGAUGACGACGACGAUGAUCCGUUCGGCGGUUUUGGAGGACCCGGAGGUCCAGGAGGACUGUCCAGCACCUUGCGAGCACUCACAGGCAUGAUGUCGGGCUUAUCCUCCCGACUGCGCGAGCUGUUGAGCAGCCUGCGUCAAAAGGAUGACCCCUCGAUGCAGCUGAUCGCCCUACAAGAACUCUCCGAGAUUCUCCUGGUUUCGAACGAGGACAAUCUGUCCGGCCACUUUUCGCCAGAUUCAUUCGUCAAGGAGCUCGUCAUACUGAUGCAGCCUAAUGAAAUCACUGGGGAGGAAAACCCCGAGAUUAUGCUCCUGGCCUGCCGCUGCCUGGCCAACUUGAUGGAGGCUCUGCCCGCAAGCGUCGCUAACGUUGUUUACGGAGGUGCGGUACCUGUCCUCUGUCAGAAGCUGCUGGAGAUAUCCUUCAUUGAUCUCGCCGAGCAAGCCCUGAGCACCUUGGAGAAGAUUUCGGCCGAGUACCCCUCCAGCAUUGUUCGCGAGGGCGGUCUGACGGCCUGCCUGUCGUAUCUGGAUUUCUUCGCGACAAGCACCCAGAGAACAGCUGUGACUACAGCCGCAAACUGCUGCCGAAACAUACCCGAAGACUCGUUCCCCGUCAUUAGGGACGUAAUGCCGACUCUUCUCAACGUUCUCAGUAGCAGUGAUCAGCGUGUGGUGGAGCAGGCGUCUAUCUGUGUCUCUGGAAUCGUCGAGAGCUUCAAAUAUCAGUCCACGAAGCUCGAGGAGCUGGUCAGCGUGGACCUUUUGAAGGCUGUUCUUCGGCUACUUGUACCAGGCACCACCAACCUCAUUGGGCCUAACAUCCACACUCAGUUCCUCCGAGUACUCGCCUUUACAGCUCGUGCCAGCCCUCAGUUGUCAGCAGAGCUUUUCAAGCUCAACAUUGUCGAGACCCUCUACCAAAUUCUCACGGGCGUAUCUCCGCCCAGCGGGACCGAGGACGUUGCCUCAAAGCUCGACAGCGUUGUCAUCAUGCAGGCGUUGAUCCACCGGCCAAGAGAGCAAAUCAUCGAGACACUGAACGUCAUCUGCGAACUCCUUCCCAGCCUUCCUCGCAACGCCGAUCCCGCUUACGGUGACUUUGUUGAUAUGAAUAUCACGGAGCCUAUUACGCCAUCCUCGACCGCUACUGGCAAAGCACGCAAGUCGCCCAACGACAAGCGCAUUGAGUUGCUGAAUGGCUGCAAAGCGGAGGUCCGCCGCUUCGCUCUCAUCUUGUUCCCGACGCUGACAGACGCCUUCUCGAGCACGGUGAACUUGAACGUCCGUCAAAAGGUACUCACUGCACAGCUGAAGAUGCUUUCCAACCUCGACGAGGGCAUUUUGGGAGAAUCUCUGAAAACUGUUCCCUACGCCUCCUUCCUUGCGUCGAUUCUGUCUCAGCAGGAUCAUCCAACCCUGGUCAUGCUGGCGUUGCAAGCUACAGAGCUUCUCCUCAGUCGCCUGGACGAUGUUUACCGAUACCAGCUUUACCGCGAAGGCGUUAUUUCUGAAAUCACCAAGCUCGCUGCAGAGGAGCAAACGCCCCCUCCUGCAGAGGCAAGCGCGUCACAGGAGACCAACAACACGGACGGACAAGCAUCAGCAGAAUCUGGAGACCACUCAUCAGAUAAUGAUGAAUCUGAAGACGAAGAGGAGCACGAGGAGUCUGACGAUGGUGAAAAUGAAGAGGACAAUGAGAACGAAGCUCAUCCAGACGACAUCUCUGGGUCUCCGGUCAGCUCUCGGGGGUCUACCAUGUCACUCGACGGACCACCUCAACACUUCUUGUCAUCAGACGGACAGUCUAUGCGAACCAGAAUCCGCGAUGUUGCUAAGAAGUUCCUGGAAAACCAUGAGACCGAGAAGCAUGGUAAGACCAUGAAGAAGAGGGCCGCCAAGAUCCUCUCCAACCUCUCUGAUCUGGCCGAGGAGAUUGAAGCAUUCUACGUCCACAGGACAGCAAGCAACCUUGCACCAGAGAAGGGUACCGAGCUGUUCAAGAGACUAGCUUCGUCAUUCGACGCGGAUGUGCUGGAAAGCGUCACGAGCGCGGAACUGCUGGCAUCUGGUCUUGUCCGAGUUCUUCUCGAUGUUUUCAGCAACCCGGACGAGGAGCUGGCCCGAGCGGCACAGUCAACCUUCUUGCAGGUUUUCAUGGGAUAUUCGGUCAAGUCCAAGCCCAAGACAGCGACGGCCGACUCGCCUGCGACCCCUUUCAGUGUUAUGGUCCACAAACUCCAGGAUCUGCUCAGUAGGUCUGAGCACUUCGAAGUCAUCACAGUCCAUCAAAACACCUUUGACGGCAACCGAAGCAGUGCAGCGUCGAUGCUCGCAAAGCAGAUCCGGCUCAGACUUGUGGCAGACGAUGAGUCAGAGAUUCCCCGUUCUUACCGUAACAUCAUGGUAUCAAUCCACGCCAUUGCGACAUUCAAGUCCCUGGAUGACUAUUUGCGACCUAGGAUCAGCUUGUCGGAAAGGCCGCGAGGCUCUAGAAGAGCCGACAACCUCUCUAGAGCCCUUGCUUCACUCGCAGGCUCGGCUGGGCUCCCGUUGAGCCACGCCGCAGCAAGACUUGCUGAGCGUGCAUCGGCUGCGUCCGCAUCAAGCCCCGUACCGCCGCCGCCCAGCGUUCCCACACCUGGUGGCUCGCGAUCCCUCCGCAAGACCAAGUCCAAGUCGACGCCGCAGUCAGAUACAGCAGCAACGCCCGACACCUCGUCAAGCACUAGAGAGAAGGCCGUGCUCCGCAGAUCGACACGCCGUAGUGCCGUAGCUUCGUCAGACAGCCCGGCACCCUCCAGACCCCCUCCGGAAGAGGACGACGACUUGCAGAACGCUCUUGAAUGCGCAGACGAGAAGCAAUUGUCCGACGACGAAGAGAUUGGCGGCAGCAGUGCCCUCGACGCCAUUGUCGGAGAUUUGGAUGAGGAUAUGGGCGAGUCGCCCGGCCCUGAGCCAGGUGCUGUCAACAUGGAGGUCGCAGCUGGCGGUAAGGUGACUGCACGCAAAGAUGACGGCACACGAGUUCCAACGCCAUCCCAAAGCUCUCUUCCGACCCGCACUGGCGGACUGCCAGCCCCAGCGACUCACGAGACGCCCACGCCCACGCCCUCAGCCUCUUCUCGGGCCUUGUCAUACGCUGCAGCCAUCCAAUCUGUGCCUCAAGAUUGGCACAUCGAGUUCACCCUUGAUGGUAAGGUGAUCCCGAGCGAAACCACAAUCUACCGCGCAGUUCACACAUCGGCUCUGAAUUCGGAUGAGCACUUCAGCCGCAGUGUCUGGUCUGCCGUUCAUCCCAUCAAAUUCAGACGCGCUCCUGGCCCGCCACCCGCAGAGACUUUGUCUUUCAGCCCCAACACCGAGGCCAACGCCGAAGAAAAUGGAGAUGGAAAUGUGCCCGCGUCACUGGCGAAGCACCCGUCUACUGCCUCUAUCCUUCGUCUGCUCAACAUCCUUCACGACUUGAACGCAAACAUUGAAGACGUCAUGGUUGAAGACAGCGAAAAGGAUGCAGUUCGACUGAACAUCGAGCCCCUGUCUCAAUUUGUGAACACCAAGCUCACUGCGAAGUUGAACAGACAGCUGGAAGAGCCCCUCAUCGUGGCAAGCAACUGCAUCCCCAGUUGGGUAGAGGAUCUGGCCAGACUGUACCCCUUCCUGUUUCCCUUCGAGACGAGACACCUGUUCUUGCAAUCGACGUCGUUCGGGUAUGCCCGGUCAAUGACUCGCUGGCAGAACGCUUCCGCCAAUGACGACGCCAGACGCGACCGUCGCGAUCACGACCGUCCAUUCCUGGGUCGCCUCCAGCGCCAGAAGGUGCGAAUCUCGCGGUCAAAGAUCCUGGAGUCUGCCCUGAAGGUGAUGGAACUCUAUGGUGCUUCACAGAGCAUCCUUGAGGUCGAGUACUUUGAGGAAGUUGGCACCGGACUGGGUCCCACCCUUGAAUUUUACUCCACCGUUUCCAAGGAGUUCGCCAAGAAGAAACUCAAGCUUUGGCGAGAGAUGGACUCGAACGAUUCAGAAGAGUACAUCUCUGGGGCCAGUGGACUCUUCCCUCGACCGCUUAGCGAUGAGGAUUCGACUUCUCCCAACGGAGAGCGCAUUCUUCAGCUGUUCAAGACGCUCGGCAAGUUUGUUGCUCGGUCCAUGAUUGACUCUCGCAUCAUCGACCUGAACUUCAAUCCUACCUUUUUCCGCAUUGGUGAUAGCUCUGCCGCCCCUGGAGUCAAGCCUUCCCUCGGUGCUGUCAAGGUUGUCGACCCUGGCCUGGCUAGGUCUUUGAAGACCAUUAAGAAGUUCGCCUUGGCCAAGAAGGAGAUUGACGAGGACCCUUCGCGCACUCCGGCGCAAAAGGUUGCCGACACCGAAGACAUCACCAUCGACGGCGUCAAGCUGGAUGAUCUCUGCUUGGAUUUCACCCUUCCGGGAUACCCCGAGAUCGAGCUCAUGCACAAUGGCGCCCAAGUCCGAGUCACCAUCGAUAACGUGGAUUCGUACCUGGAGCGUGUCAUUGACAUGACUCUGGGCACUGGCGUUCGCCGUCAAGUCGAUGCUUUCCGCACCGGCUUCUCUCAGGUGUUCCCUUACUCGGCGUUGAGCGCCUUCACCCCCGACGAGCUCGUCACGUUGUUUGGCAGAGUCGAAGAAGACUGGUCCCUUGAGACACUUAUGGAUUCGAUCAAGGCGGACCACGGAUACAACAUGGACAGCAAUAGCGUCAAGAACCUGCUCCAGACUAUGAGCGAGCUGACGCCUGCGGAGCGCCGUGACUUCUUGCAAUUUACAACCGGCAGCCCCAAGCUCCCCAUUGGAGGCUUCAAGAGUUUGACGCCCAUGUUCACGGUCGUCUGCAAGCCUAGCGAGGCUCCUUACACUUCUGACGACUACCUCCCUAGCGUUAUGACGUGUGUGAACUACCUCAAGCUCCCUGACUACACCAGCAUCAACGUCAUGCGGAAGCAACUGUCUACGGCGAUCAAGGAAGGCCAAGGGGCAUUCCAUCUUUCAUAG
This is a messenger RNA of Colletotrichum aenigma, 5721 nucleotides long. Its product is annotated as putative ubiquitin fusion degradation protein. NCBI's taxonomy places the organism in Eukaryota, Fungi, Ascomycota, Sordariomycetes, Glomerellales, Glomerellaceae. The transcript has 5 exons. Gene Ontology annotation, molecular function: ubiquitin protein ligase activity. The record is from RefSeq and is a predicted model, not a curated record. Gene Ontology annotation, cellular component: nuclear speck. The coding region runs from base 1 to 5721 and encodes 1906 amino acids. Gene Ontology annotation, biological process: protein polyubiquitination; proteasome-mediated ubiquitin-dependent protein catabolic process.